AUGAUCAUUUUGAACAAUUUCUUAUAUUCUUGUGAACCAUGUCUUGCCAAUAAAUGUGGACAAACUUGUGAACAUCCUUAUGUGAAAGGUUUAUUAUCUGUGGAGAAAACUUCAGUGAGAAUUACCAAAACAAGAGGUCUUCAAGGUAUUGAAGGUGUUGGUAAUGUUGAUGGUCAAUAUCGUCUUAUUAUCGAAAAAAUUCCCAAUAUUAGAAAAAUAUAUACAUUUGAUAAGAAUGGAGAUCAAGAGAUUUUAUUUCAUAAAGGUUCAAAUGUUGAUAUCACAGCUAAAAUUGGUAAAUAUGCUUAUGAUUUAGAUCCAUUCACUACUAGGGUUAAAAUUUGUUCAAAUAAAGAAUAUCUUGAUGGUAAUUCUGUUAUACCAUAUGGACAAGCAAAUUGUGUUUCUAAUAAUCUCAAAAGUUCUGUGGAAUCUAAAGCUUUUGGUCAAUUAUACACUGACCCAUCAAGAGUAAACAAUGACAAAUUUCCUUCAACAAGUGAACUUGAAAAUUAUUCAUAUUUUAAUUCUAAAGGAGUAUCUGAUGAACCAAUCAUAAUGAGACCUUUAUCAAGAAGAGCAAAAAUUCGUAUUAAAGCUCUUGGAAAUAGUUUAAGAUAUAAUCAAAAUGAUAAUCAAAAUGAUUGGAUUGAUAAUUUAGAUAAUACAAUUAAUCAUCUUCUUCAAAAACAAUUUGAAGACGAAGAGAGAAAACAAAAACAAGUUGAGAAUGAAGAGGAGGAGGAACAAUUAAGAAUUGAAAUGUCAUAUGCCUCAAGUGCCCAAGGUCAAUCUUUGAAGGAAAGAUCAGUUAUUGAAUUGGAAGAAGAUGAAGAUGAUGGUGAUGGUCUUUAUAAAGUUGAAAAUAAAAUAAAAAGUGGUAAUGAGUCUGGAGAUCUGGACUCAGAAGAGUUAAAGAAUAAAAUUGUUCAGAAUCUUAAGGAUAUAAACAGUUCAUCUAAUAAUCCACAUCAUUUGAAUUCUCCAAGUUAUAAAGUUGUUGGGUCUCCUAUAAGAUAUACUGAAGAAUCAAUGAACUUAUCAGGCAUUGCAUCUGUUGCUAAUCUAAAACGUUCCUCCAGGGCUCCUUCAGUACCAGCACCUUCUUUUUCAAAUGGUGAUCAUAAUAAUAAUAAAGUUGAAGAUUUAGAAUUGUACUUACAGGAAUUGAGCGUUUCCAUGCAGAAACAUUAA
This is a messenger RNA of Hansenula ciferrii, 1194 nucleotides long. RefSeq lists its product as uncharacterized. The coding region runs from base 1 to 1194 and encodes 397 amino acids. NCBI's taxonomy places the organism in Eukaryota, Fungi, Ascomycota, Saccharomycetes, Phaffomycetales, Wickerhamomycetaceae. Gene Ontology annotation, biological process: regulation of DNA-templated transcription. The transcript has a single exon. The record is from RefSeq and is a predicted model, not a curated record. Gene Ontology annotation, molecular function: DNA-binding transcription factor activity; copper ion binding; DNA binding.